UUAGAAAAUCGUUUCCUGGUUUAUCGUCAUAAGCCCAUAACUGUCUUAACUGUUUGAUCAAAUUGAACAUGCAAAACAAUAGUACCAUUUCAUCUCAAUUUUCCAUUUUCUCUCUUAUUUCAAUCCGAUCAAUAAUUUGAAAAAUUAAAAUGGGGAUUCCGGUUCCAUUGCCAACAUCUAAAGAAACCCUAGGAGAUCGAGUCAUAUUUGUGAGGGAAUCGCUAUUAAAAAGCCAAUUGAUUACAGAUAAUAUGGUUUCCAUUCUCGGUUCCUUCGAUCAUCGUCUCUCUUCUCUCGAAACUGCCAUGCGCCCUACCCAGAUUCGGAUGCAUUCAAUUAGAAGAGCGCAUGAAAAUAUCGACAGAACUUUAAAAUCUACCCAGAAUGUUUUGGAACAAUUUGAUAUCGCUCGCAAGGCCGAAGCUAAAGUAUUAAGAGGGCCUCAUGAAGAUUUGGAAAGUUACCUUGAAGCUAUUGAGCAGUUGAAAUAUGUCCUUAUGUUUUUGAGUGGUAACAAAAGCUUUAAGCAUGAUAAUGAGGCUUUAAAUCGUGUUCACAACUUGGUACAAAAGGCAAUUUCAAAGUUGGAAGAUGAGUUUAGGCAAAUUUUAAUGUCUUACAGUAAACCAAUUGAACCCGAUUGCCUUUUUGACUGCCUUCCCAAUUCAUUACGACCCAACUCGACUCAGGGAGAUGCAGAGCAAAGUAAAAGUGCGGAAAAUUUUACUUAUAAGCCUUUAGAUCUUGUUCCCCCUCGUGUCCUACCAUUGCUUCAUAAUCUGGUCAUUCAAAUGAUUCAAGCGGGCUACCAACAACAAGUUCUCAGUAUUUAUAGGGAAACACGCUCGACUGUUAUGGAAAUCACACUAAGAAAGCUUGGGGUGGAAAGACUUACCAAAGAAGAUGUGCAAAAGAUGCAGUGGGAAGCUUUAGAGGCAAAGAUAGGGAAUUGGAUACAUUACAUGCGUAUAUCUGUCAAACUGCUUUUUUCUGGGGAGAAGAAGGUGUCUGAUGAGAUAUUUAAAUCUAUUGAAUCUAUUAGAAUAUUGUGUUUUGCUGAAGUAACUUCAAGUUGUGUCUCUUCACUCCUUAGUUUUGGGGAUGCAAUUGCUAGAAGUAAGAGAUCACCAGAAAAAUUAUUUGUUCUCUUGGACAUGUAUGAGAUCAUGAGGGAACUGCAGCCUGAGAUAGAAAGAAUUUUUGAGGGUAGACCUUGCACUGAAAUGAGGGAAUCUGCAGCCAGCUUGACGAAACGACUAGCACAAACAGCCCAAGAGACAUUUGGUGAUUUUGAAGAAGCAGUUGAGAAGGAUGCCACAAAAACUAUUGUGAUGGAUGGAACGGUGCAUCCAUUGACAAGCUAUGUGAUCAACUAUGUGAAGUUUUUGUUUGAUUAUCAGUCCACUCUCAAACAACUGUUCCAGGAGUUUAGUGCAGAAGAUCCAGGAGCACAGUUGGCUGCUUUAACAACUCGCAUAAUGCAAGCACUCCAGAUUAACCUAGACGGGAAAUCUAAACAAUAUAAAGAUUGUGCUUUGACACAGCUAUUUCUAAUGAACAAUAUUCACUACAUUGUUCGAUCAGUUCGGAGGUCCGAUGCAAAAGAUCUACUGGGAGAUGAUUGGGUUCAACGACAUCGGAGGAUUGUCCAACAACAUGCAAAUCAAUACAAAAGGGUUUCUUGGUCCAAGAUCCUUCAAUUUCUGUCAGUCCAACCGGCCGGUUCCACAGGCAGCGCUGCUACACCAGAUGCUGCUCCUCCGCUUCCAAGGGCAAUGGUUAAAGAGAGAUUCAAAAAUUUCAAUUUGCAAUUCGAAGAACUUCAUCAAAGACAAUCUCAAUGGACUGUUCCUGACAGUGAGUUGCGUGAGUCUUUGAGAUUGGCUGUAGCUGAGGUCUUAUUGCCUGCCUACCGAAAUUUCUUCAAACGCUAUGGGCCUAUGAUAGAAAGUGGAAAGAACCCUCAGAAGUACAUUAGAUUCAGCGCAGAAGAACUUGAACGAAUGUUAAACGAAUUUUUCGAGGGCAAGAACUGGGGUGAUCAAAAGCGAUAGGUUAUUUGGACCCAAUCAUGUUCAAGAGAGGUUUUUUUUAUUUAAUUUGUAACACAAAAUCUCAUUGAAGACGAUCUCAUCGUGAUAUAGUUUUAAAUUUGGCUAAUAAGUCCAACUAAAUUGAUUAAAACAUUUAUUUUGAUACUUAAUUUUAUACUAUUAAUCAUCAUAAAUUGUUUGAAACGGUCUCAAAGUAAGAUGUAUCUUAGACAUGAAUUAAUAACCAAGUUUAUACAUAUUGUAAAAA
Messenger RNA from Amaranthus tricolor (Joseph's coat), 2301 nucleotides. RefSeq names its product exocyst complex component EXO70A1-like. NCBI's taxonomy places the organism in Eukaryota, Viridiplantae, Streptophyta, Magnoliopsida, Caryophyllales, Amaranthaceae. Gene Ontology annotation, cellular component: exocyst. Gene Ontology annotation, biological process: exocytosis. The record is from RefSeq and is a predicted model, not a curated record. Gene Ontology annotation, molecular function: phosphatidylinositol-4,5-bisphosphate binding. The transcript is spliced from 11 exons. Bases 150 to 2054 code for a protein of 634 amino acids.